Messenger RNA from Brienomyrus brachyistius, 5054 nucleotides. Its product is annotated as kelch-like protein 33. The record is from RefSeq and is a predicted model, not a curated record. The coding region runs from base 186 to 2657 and encodes 823 amino acids. Gene Ontology annotation, molecular function: protein binding. The transcript is spliced from 4 exons. Lineage: Eukaryota; Metazoa; Chordata; Actinopteri; Osteoglossiformes; Mormyridae.
AUUCUACUGGAAAUGAAUCCUCUGACCCUGAUUCUAUAAUUAGUGGGUUGUUUAUAUCUUGAGUUAGUGUUGACUGUGGGAGAAUCUGAAUACACUGAGGACAGGCAAAAGUAGAAUGCGAAAGUCUGAACAUGUAAUACCCAGUUAAGUAUUCUUAAGCAGUUUUCGGUUGCUAUAACUCAGGAAUGGAUAUAAACGAACAUCAUUUACCAAAGGAAUGGGAGGAAAAGUGGAAAGCAGAAAAAGAACGAAGGAGGAAAAUGCAAGCAGAAGGGGGUGAAGGACUGGAGGCGGAAAACAGGAGACUGCAAUGGAUCAAGGCUUAUAACAGCCACAGAAUGGGAGUGAAAGAGUCAAACAUCAAGAGUAAAACAGAAAGGAAGAAAAAUGAAGCGGAAAAUGCAACCGAAUGUGAAGAACAAGGAGAGGAGGAGGAGGAGGAGGAGGAGGAGUUGGAGACCAAGACAUACUACAAACAAUCAUACACUGUGGAGAUUUUCCAGGCUCUGAAAGAGUUCAAGGAAUCUCUGGUCCUUACAGACCUGACUCUUAGCACUGCAGAUGGUAGACGGCUAUGCACUCACUCCUCUGUCAUGGCUGCCGUUAGCACCCUGCUCCGUCAGCAGGUACAACAAAGGGACAAGGCAAAAAAUGCCCAGAAGGAACAGAGUGAAGCUGACCUGAGUUGCCCCGACGAGGAGCUGUGUGUAUCUCUGGGUCCAGAGGUGGAAUUUGCAGGUCUUGCUUCCGUAGUGGAAUUUGCCUAUACUGGCACUAUUCUGGGGCUCACUGGCCACAGAGUAGCUCAGGUUCAGGCUGCAGCUUGUGCACUGGAGGCUUCCAGAGUGCUGGAGCUCUGCAGUGAGAAAGAGGAGCAGCAAUUCAAAGUAGAGGAGGUGCAAAGGGAGAGAAAAAUAGAAAGAAAACUUAAAGAGAGUCUUCAUUGCAUCAGGCAGCUAUGGAUGGAGAAGGUGGGUUGUGAUGUGGAGCUGGAAGCUGAAGGCCAAAGCCUUCAUGCACACCGCGUGAUCCUGGCUGCCUCCAGUGACUAUUUCCGUGCGAUGUUCACCAGUGGCAUGAGAGAAUCCCAUCAGCCGACUAUCACACUCCUGUGCCUGGGCUCUGAGGAGCUGGAAACCCUCGUUAACUGCUCCUACUCUGGGACUUUGCCACUUGGCUGGGAUACCAUUUUCCAGCUUACCUGUACUGCCCUCCAGCUCCAGAUACAACCCGCUCUAUCCCUAUGUCUUGAUUUUUUGCACAGAGAGAUAGAUGCAGACUCGUGUCUGGAUGUGGCCUCUUUUGCUGAAGCUUAUGGGAUGCCUGCACUACAAGAGCUAGCAGAAGACUUCAUUUUGAGGUGUUUUCCAGAAGUGGCAGCCACUGCUAAGUUUCUUGACUUGCCUCCAGAGAAACUUUAUGAAUACUCCAGCUCUGACUCCCUCUGUGUACCCUCUGAACUGGCUGUGUUUCGAGCAAUAGUGGCAUGGAUUGAAGCCAACCCUAAAGAGAGAUUAGGGUUAGCUAAGCAACUCAUGACAGCGGUACGGUUCCCAUUGAUGACGUUCCGGGAGUUCAGAGAGGUGCGAGCCAUCAACCUACGUAUGGAGUGCGAUGGUGAGAAAGAGGUGGACCUGUAUGGUGCGGCAUUGAAGGAGUUUGGGUUUGGCUUAUCUGAUUCUCUACAAAAGUGCAGAGUCCGCCAUCCAAAGGACACCCUGCUGGUUGUCGGAGGAGACCAACUAGACUCGGAUUUUGGGCAACGCCUACCAAGUAGACAGCUGUGGUUCAUUAACUCCCUGCGCAGCCGAACUGGGCUAGUGAAAGAGGUAGAGUGGAGGUUACUGGGGGAAAUGCCAGAUUCUGCCCGAUUCCGACAUGGAUUGGCUGUCCUUGGAGGUCAGGUAUACAUUGCUGGGGGGUGUGACUAUUAUGCAAAGGGCAACACUCUCAAAUCAGCCUACAGGUAUGAUCCUGCACAGAACACCUGGCAGAGGCUGGCAGAUAUGCAUGAGUUCCGCAGCAACUUCUCACUAGUGGUUCAAGGGGAAAAGCUGUACGCCAUUGGAGGAGACAAGGAAAUCAACACUAACUUAGCCACUGUAGAAUGCUACUGUCCUCAUAAAAACCACUGGAGCUUUGCUCAUCCUCUUGAUCAAGCCUCCAGUGGGUAUGCAGCUACAGUUUGGGAAGGAGAGAUCUUCAUAUCAGGGGGAUUCAACUGCAAGUACCAGUGCCUAGUGUCUAUGUCCCUCUACCAACCAGAAAGAGGAACCACCUACCUGAGUGACAUGAGUCAAGAUCGAGCCGAGCACUGCAUGGAGAAACUGGCUUGCCGGCUGUAUGUAGCUGGGGGAAUUUGCAACCUGCGUAAAUUCUACACAGACCAGCUAUUCUGUGAGAGUUAUGACCCAAUGACAGACUGCUGGAGUUCCAUCCCUUCUCUCCCCAUACCCCACGUGGGUGCUGCCUCCGCGGUUCUCGAAGGUAAAAUCUACAUCCUGGGAGGCUACAGCCAAGAGGAUUACAGUGAGUCUGCACUACUGCAUCGGUAUGACCCUGCAAGUCUCCACUGGGAGAACAUGGGCAGAAUGCCCGGACCCAAAACAGAUAUACGAGCCUGUGUGCUCCGGCUGCCACCACACUUAAGAAGCUGAUAAGUAUCCCCCACGCACCCAGACACCCACAAGGGGGAGUAGCUAGAAAUCCUUGGCCUCCUGGCAAAAUGUCGCCCAUGGUCGAUGGAAUUUGCCGACUGAAGGGGGACCCCACAGCCUGUUUUGGGGCCCAUAGAGAGUGCUGGGCCCCCUGAAUCUGCCAAGGUAUCCAUGCCCCUCUGACACCUGUGGCCACAACCAGUUUAUUCGUCUCACAUUAUUUGCUUCAUUACAAUGAUGACAUACUGACUUGUUUGUCUUUCACCAGCAUACACACCCUUCUGCUGUCCUCCUCUGUUUCGUACAUUCAAAGCCUUCUGCAAAUAUGUACCCAGCCCUUAUAUUAUAAUCAGUCUUUAUAUCUCAAGGUUGCUCAGGAAUUUCUUGACUGACGUAAGUAAUCCCUUCUACAAAGCAUUAGGUAUGUCAGAUUUUGUUUAACUGGGAUUUACCUUUAAUAUUCAAAACACCUAAACAAACAUAAACAAACAUAAACAUACUCCAAAAAUAUAGUAGUACUAAUUACUAAUGAAGAUAUAUAAUAUAAUUUAAAAGAUAACCUGUAUAUUUACUUACAGGUGUAUGUUACCAUUUUGUGCUUCCUUUAAUGGUGGUUACUGAUUUACUUAAGUUGGUUGCCAGUCGAGAGUUGCCGGUAUACAUAUGCCCUCUCAUUAAUAAUAUCCUACUUCCACAUCACAGCCACUUUAUCUCAAAGAUAAGCUCGGUUUCGUUCUCUCUGCAUCUGUAUAUAGUCUUCGUAUUUAUUCCUGUGAUGUAGCGCACCACCCCCUAGUGGCAACAAUUUAGCUUGCAGUGUCCUAUUUAGUAAUGAUAGGGCAAAAACGUACUUGUUUUUCUUCGAUAUGGAAGCUCAUAUGGAAGUAUGAUAUGGAAGUAAUUUUUAAAAUCUAAAUAAAGUAAUCUUGUAUCUUGUAAAGUAAACUGUAUCAUUUGUCCAUUAUAAUGUGAUGGAUUUAUUUCAUAUUUAUAUGUUUGUCAUUACUGCGAUGGGCUGGCCCCCCAUCCUGGGUUGUUCCCUGCCUCGUGCCCAUUGCUUCCGGGAUAGGCUCCGGACCCCCCGUGACCCAGUAGGAUAAGCGGUUUGGAAAAUGGAUGGGUGGAUGGAUGUUUGUCAUUAUAUAUCUUAAAAGAAAGUGUUUCGCAUUUAACGUAUAUGGUAACAAGUAAGUAUUCUGUGCUGUAUAUAUUCUGUCAAGUAAUCUGCAGAAAUCAAAUCAAUGAGAAUGAUGGUGCUGAAAGAGUUUUAUAUGAUAAUGCCAACAAAAACACUUUGAUAUUGCAGGGUGCAUACUGGGAACCAUAGAAUAGAAGAAAAUGAGUGACAACUGCUUCAUUUGCUUCACCAUGUCAUUUAUUACCAAUUUUAAAGUUAUUUACGUGGGAUUAAGAAAAAGCACAUAGACCACAGUGUCCAGGUCUGCAGCCAAUUUCUGCUCCCUUUUCACAAUCCAGGGCCCGAUUUGUUUGUCUGUACAUUCUUCACUGUGCAGAUUAUUUAUUGCUGUCCCUCCAUGAGUCUCAUUUAGCUUUUCCCGUUGACCGCCAAUGAAAUAUCGCUCCUCCACUCCUACAUACGUGCCAGGUCCUGCCAGAUGUUCUGCAGGGACUCAUACUUAGGAUAGAAAGAUUUGGGAUGUUGUAAAGGAAGAAACGAUCAUGGAUAAACCAAGAUAAUAAUAAAAGGAACAGUACCUAUAUCUUUCUCUAUGAAAGGCAUUUUCUGCAAGGUGUACAACUUCGAGUCCCAUCAAACCAGUCUGGCUAUGGAUGAUAUUGUGAGCACAGCUUUCAAGUGGGGAGAUAUAUAUUGAAUCCUUGGGUCAGCUAAUACUUGCCCAAUGGCAAGAGUACCUUUAGGAAACUAUAUCUCUUUUGCAGACGUGGAAGGAUGUAUGGAAUAUAUGAAUAUAAACAACUGUGAAUAAGUGAUGCUAUAUAUGGAAGACUGCAUGUUAUGGCAGAACACUUCCCUGAAUGAAUCAUUCGGCUCCGUAUACACUUUAUUUAUAUUUCCACUGUUUAAUAUGAAUCUGGUGGACAUUGUUUAUGAAAAAUGCAUGCAAGUUGACUUCUGUGACAACAAAAUACUCUUUGAACUCUGUCAGGGCUGGGAUCAUCUCUAUGGGGUAUAUUGGUCAUCAAUAUGUCUGAUUCACCCCAUGCUUAUCUUCUAUCUCAAUCAUUUCUUUAUUUCAGGGGCCUUUAGCCUUUUUCAGUUCAGGGUCCCCUUGGUGGAUAGAGAGACGGAGCAGAGACCCCCUCCACACACAUUAUAAUAUUGCUUUACAGAUUAGGGAUAGUCUAUACUAACAUGGGAAUUAUCCAGAGAUGGAAAGUUCAGGUCCGGAAAACACAAAUCCCGACCAAGGUUUU